CUGAGUCGUCAAUGAGACUGUGUGUGAUGGAGCUAAACACCGAGGAGACUUGACUCUUGGGGGUUCUGCUGCAGCUGACACCCGCCUUGGUGUUCCGACAUCCAUGUUUGCUCCAGAAGAAAGACCACAGCCGAGAUUUAUUUAUUUAUUUUUAAUUUUUUGUGGGAUGCUUUAGCGUUUACCGGCAUCUGCACGAUGACACCUCCUUCUGGCGCCGCGCUUGAGUGAGCUGGGGUACCUUCUCGCCCAGGAAACAUGCAUAUCUGGGCCCUGCGAGUGCUCCUUGUGAUUGCAUCAUCUCUGAGGCUGGUGGAGAUGUAUGACAAUUACGGGGAGAUCUGCCGCAACCUUUGCACCUGCGAGGAGAAAGAGGGCGUCCUCGCCGUCAGCUGCGAGAACCGCGGCAUCAUCCGGCUGACGGAGAUCAGCCCGGUCCGGUUCCCCGCAUACCACCUCCUGCUGACGGGGAACCUCCUGAAGAAGUUGUCGGCCAACGACUUCAUCAAUUACACCGGAGUGACCAUCCUGCACUUGGGGAACAACGACAUCUCUGAGAUAGAGUCGGGUGCCUUCAACGGACUGCAGGGAUUAAAGAGGCUGCACCUGAACAACAACAAAAUCGACAUUUUGAAGGAUGAUACAUUUGCAGGACUGGAGAGUUUGGAAUAUCUACAAAUUGAUUAUAAUUACAUCAGCAACAUUGAGCCCAGCGCCUUGAGCAAACUGCACCAACUGACGGUGAUGAUCCUCAACGACAACCUGCUCUCCUUCCUGCCCGCGAACAUUUUCCGGUAUGUACCCCUCACGCACUUGGACUUGCGGGGCAACCGGCUGAAAAUGUUCCCGUACGUCGGCCUCCUGGAGCACAUGGACAAAGUCGUGGAAUUACAGCUGGAGGAGAACCCGUGGAAUUGCUCGUGCGAGCUGAUUGCUCUCAAGGCCUGGCUGGAGAGCAUCGCCUACACGGCUCUCGUCGGCGAAGUGGUGUGCGAGACGCCCUUCAGACUCCACGGGAGGGACCUGGACGAGGUGUCCAAGCAGGAACUGUGUCCGCGGAGGCCCCAGGAUGACACGGUGAGGCCCGUGCCCCCCAGCAGCACCAACGGAUAUUACCAGACCACGCCUGCGUCCGUCACUGCUUCUGCCACCUCAUCAGUGGUCUUCCGGUCCUCUUCCAGACCCACCAAGGGCACGCGGCAGUUUAACCGAACUCGCCUAAAGCCCACGUCCCGACUCCCGGGCGGUAGCCCUUACAACUAUGGCCCCAUCAUCGCUUUCCAGACCAAAUCUCCUGUGCCUUUGGACUGCCCCACGGCCUGCACGUGCAAUCUGCAGAUCUCCGAAAUCGGAUUGAACGUCAAUUGCCAAGAGCGAAAGAUUGAAAGCAUCUCUGACCUAAAACCCAAGCCAUACAAUCCGAAAAAAAUGUACCUCACUGGGAAUUACAUCCCCGUGGUACGACGAUCAGAUUUUGUGGACGCCGUUGGAUUGGAUUUGCUCCACCUGGGGAACAACAGGAUAACUGUGAUCCAUGACAGGGCUUUUGGGGAUUUAACCAAUCUGCGUAGGCUGUAUUUAAAUGGUAAUCUCAUGGACAGGCUCACGGGGGACAUGUUUUUUGGGCUGCAGAAUUUACAGUAUCUGUAUUUAGAGUACAAUAAAAUCAAGGAGGUGGAUGCGGGCGCUUUCCGCUUCCUGACCAAUCUCCAGCUGCUUUUUCUCAACAACAACCUUCUAAAAACGUUACCCGUGGGCAUCUUCUCCAGCCUCUCCCUGUCCCGGCUUAAUCUGCGCAACAAUCACUUCCAAAACCUACCUGUGAGCGGGGUUUUGGACCAGCUGAAGCUUUUGCUGCAAAUCGAUCUGGUGGAGAACCCCUGGAACUGCUCCUGCGACAUCGUAGGGAUGAAAAUAUGGCUGGAGCAGCUCAGCGCCGGCACCGUGGUCAACGAGGUCAUGUGCGAGACGCCCAAGCGCCACACGGAAACCGACCUGCGCUCCGUGUCGUCGGAGCAGCUCUGCCCCGACUACUCCGACGCCUAUGUCUCGCCGAGCCUCCCGACCGAGGAGCCCUUGGACGACCGCGCGGUCCCUACGGACGCGUCUCGCAAGUUCACCACGUCCGGCAGCACCGUCCCCCUUUCCGUGCUCAUUCUCAGCCUCCUGCUCGUCUUCAUCAUGUCGGUCUUUGUCGCAGCGGGGUUGUUUGUGGUGGUGAUGAAAAAGCGCAAAAAAUCCCAAAGCGACCGCACCAGCACCAACAACUCCGACGUGAGCUCCUUCAACCUGCAGUACAGCCUUUACAGCAACCGCUCGGGCCCGAAGGUGAAGGCGCCUGCCGGUCACGUCUACGAGUACAUUCCACACCCGAUGGGUCACAUGUGCAAAAACCCCAUAUACAGGUCGAGGGAAGGGAACGCAGUCGAGGAUUACCGAGACCUCCACGAACUCAAGGUCACUUACAGGAGUACCCCUGAUGAGGAGAGGAAUAGCAGUUUGCUGAGGAGCCCCGCGUACAGUAUCAGUACCAUCGAACCAAGGGACAACCCCUCCCCGGUCCAGGACGCGGACCAUUUCUUUCGGGGGAUCCUGGAAACCGAUAAGCAGUCCCCUCAUCAAUCCAUCCCUUCGCUCCCAGUGGGGGCCAAUUUAGAGUACAAGUACACAGGCCCGGUGUCAUACACCUAUAACCCCAAUUUCGAUGUCAGACGUCAAUUCUUGCACCCAGACAGGAUAAGGGAAACCGUGCUUUACGGCACGUCGCCGAGUACUGUUUACGCGGAGCCCAACAGGAACGAAUAUUUGGAGCUCAAAGCGAAACUGCAGUCCGAGCCCGAUUACCUCGAAGUCCUUGAGAAACAAACCACCUUUAGCCAGUUCUGAGCCGCAGCGCUUGGUCCGACGUGAACCCUUCCCCCGUACGACUUUGCGCCUGACACGGACACGCACGGAGGGGGGAAGUUCAAGCGGGGUGUGCCGAACAAUUCUCUUUAUUUCUGCAAGGUGACAUGACAGGAAUGGCGGCUGAACACACUUUGCCAAGUGACCAUGCAAAUUGUAUUUUUCUACGGCAAUGUUCGAGCAACGCAAAUACGAAAUCCGUUAAGGUAUACCCGGCUUCAAUUUCAGGAAUAUAACCGUGCAUAGGGUAUAUAUUGUCAAAAAAGAAAGAAAAAAAAAAAAGACAUGUACAAUCACAACUGGACAAAACAAUACAAAUAAAAAAAAGAAACACUGUACAGCAGAUGAUAAAACUGUCCAAGACUAUUUCCUGCUGUAGUCUGUAAGUAAGUAUUUAUUGAUAUAACCUGCGUCUUUUCAACAUCCAAUUUUUGAUUCACCCUACGUCAUCAAACGCCACCGUCCUCCGGGGCAGGAAAAAAAGGCUUUUGUUUUGUAGUUUCAUUUUGUGUAGCUCGGCUUUGUAAAGUGGCCUUUUUUAUUUUAAUUUUAUAUGUGGGGCAAAAGUGGCACACCCCUAAUGUUCUACGAAGACUGUCAUUUCAAGAAAACAAAAUGGAGGAGUCUCUUUGUAUGCUUUCUGCACUUUUUUUUUUUUUUUUUAAUUAGAAGGCGACUUCAUGAGCUCUCAUAUAAAAGGAGAUUAUUAUAUUCAAAUGAACUUGGGUAUUCAUUCGUAAUAUAGAGUUAUCGAAAACAAAAUAAUCUUUAAGGAUAUUUGAAGUUUUGAUUAUGUUGUGUAAUAAUGCUAUUUUAGUCUAUGUACACCUAUUUUUAUACAAGCAUUGGCAGAUUCUCUAUCCCUUCUCAAGUUCAUUGUUUUGGAUUGCUAAGCACUUCUUGCACUAUAUUGACCUAUGUUGUUGUCAUCAAAUAAACAUGUCGGUUC
Messenger RNA from Entelurus aequoreus (snake pipefish), 3850 nucleotides. It is a transcript of the gene slitrk5, whose product is annotated as SLIT and NTRK-like protein 5. Gene Ontology annotation, biological process: axonogenesis; positive regulation of synapse assembly; regulation of presynapse assembly. The transcript is spliced from 2 exons. Gene Ontology annotation, cellular component: membrane. Gene Ontology annotation, molecular function: protein binding. The record is from RefSeq and is a predicted model, not a curated record. The coding region runs from base 256 to 2883 and encodes 875 amino acids. Lineage: Eukaryota; Metazoa; Chordata; Actinopteri; Syngnathiformes; Syngnathidae.